Benincasa hispida (wax gourd) is the source of this 1866-nucleotide messenger RNA. RefSeq names its product strychnine-10-hydroxylase-like. Gene Ontology annotation, molecular function: monooxygenase activity; oxidoreductase activity, acting on paired donors, with incorporation or reduction of molecular oxygen; iron ion binding. The record is from RefSeq and is a predicted model, not a curated record. Lineage: Eukaryota; Viridiplantae; Streptophyta; Magnoliopsida; Cucurbitales; Cucurbitaceae.
UUAUGUGCUUCGUGAUUAAAAGAUGAAUGGAGAUAGAUGUUGAAGUGUUACCAAAUAUUAGCAUAAAAGGAAUCGAUCAUCUCAUUCAUUCGAAACACCAUAAACAACAAUGGAGUUGGCUGUCGCUUCUUUGAGCCCAAUAUCGAUCGCAACACUCUUCAUUUUUCUCUUCAUUUCCCAUUACUUUUUUCAAAAAUGGCGGCACCACCAGAAAGUUGGCAACCAGCAGAAACAAGCCAUUUCACCGCCAGGUGCAUGGCCCAUAAUUGGGCACCUCCAUUUGCUCCGCAAAGCAAAGCUUCCCCACCAUGCCCUCGCCACCAUGGCCGAUGACUACGGCCCAAUCUUCCGCCUACAGCUCGGCACCCGGUCGGCCCUAGUAAUUAGCAAUCGGGAGAUGGCCAAAGAAGCAUUAUAUCACAACGACGCCGCCGCCGCAUCCCGCCCCUCCUUUUAUGGCAUGAAAAAAUUCUCAUACGAUUACGCACUCUUUGGGUUGGCCCCUACCAGCCACUACUGGCGCGAGAUGCGUAAAAUCAUCAUCUCCCACCUUCUCUCAAACCAACGUGUAGACAUGCUUAAGACCGUCAUGUUUUCCCAAAUCGAAAUGUCGUUGAAUGAGCUGUACGACGCUGCCCGACGGAGCAAUGAGUCGGGCGGGGUUUCUGUGGAGAUGAGGAGGUGGUUUAGAGAUGUGGCUUUGAACACGGUUCUGAAGAUCAUAAUGGGAAAACGAUGUGUCGGUCCAAAUGGUUGUGAUGAGGAUGCGGCGAAAGAGCUUCAGAAGACGAUUACGGAGUCGUUUCGCAUUAUGGAUGGAGGGUUGUUGAGUGAUUUUUUCCCUUUAUUUGGAUGGUUGGGAUUAGAUAGGGAUGUUAAGAAAAUUGAGAAAAUAGCGAAACGAUCUGAUCGGGUUCUUCAACGUUGGCUGGAAGAGCACAGGCGAAAGAGAUCCGGUUGUGGGAGUUUGAGUUUGGAUACAAAAGAAAAUGGAGAUUUUAUGGAUUCUCUUAUUACAUUACAUGAUCGUAACAAGCUUCCUACUUGCUUCGAUGGUGAUACCAUUAUCAAAGCCACAAUUCUGAGUAUGAUUUCAGGGGGAACUGAAAGCACGAUGGUGACACUAACAUGGGCAAUAUCACUAAUGCUAAACAACCCACAUACCAUAGAAAAGGCACAACAAGAGCUGGAUGAAAUAGUUGGGAGAGAAAGACGAGUGAAUGAGUCAGACAUAAACAAGCUUGUUUACAUCCAAGCCAUAAUCAAGGAGACGAUGCGAUUGUACCCAACAGCCCCAUUGAUAGGACCACGUGAGUUCCUUCAAGAUUGCAUGGUCGGAGAUUACUUCGUCUCGAAAGGAACACAAUUGAUUCCAAAUGUUUGGAAGAUCCAAACUGACCCUAAGAUUUGGCCUGACCCAUUCGAGUUCAAGCCGGAGCGGUUUUUGACGACCCAUAAGGAUGUGGAACUCAAAGGGAAGAACUUUGAGUUACUUCCUUUUGGGACUGGACGAAGAGGUUGUCCUGGAGUUGCGUUUGCACUUCAAAUGGAACAAUUCAUUCUGGCUGGGUUUCUACACUUGUUUGAUGUCAAAAACAUGACGUCUGAAUUGAUUGAUAUGUCGGAAAGGUAUGGAUUGGCGAAUGAGAAAGUGACACCUCUCUAUGUUUUGGUGUCUCCUAGGUUGCCUUCUCAUAUUUAUGCCUAAAAUACAUGAAUAGUAUUGAGAUGCAUUAGAAAAGAGAAGUAAUAAGAAUUUGCUAUAUGAUAAAUUAUGGUUAUGUAAUUAGUAUGGAUGCACAAAGGUAGAUAUGUAGUCUAAGUUCCAUCAUAUAUUUUUAUUUCAAGUUUAGUUUGUUUGCUCAA